Ectocarpus siliculosus is the source of this 3981-nucleotide messenger RNA. NCBI's taxonomy places the organism in Eukaryota, Phaeophyceae, Ectocarpales, Ectocarpaceae. The record is from the annotation of a GenBank genome assembly.
AUGUCCUCGAAGGUUGGGAUGGAGGACUUCACGGCCACCCGGCCCAGCGCCGUGAUCGUGCUCGACCUGGAAUCGGAGGCUGAUGUGCUGGCAAGGGUUAGCGGCCGGAGAGUAGACAUGGCCACAGGUGAGAUCUACCACCAAGAGUUCCGGCCACCGCCGGCUGGGGACUCCGGCGACGAGGACGGUGGCGUAACCGUGGACGCCCUACCCGGCGACGGAAUCCCCGGGGCCGUCACCGCUAGGCUAGAGUCUUACCGGCGCAAGUGCGAUGACGUCGUGAGAUCAUUCGCGUCGACUGAGGGAGGAGGAGGAGGAGGAGGUGCCGCCGGCGCGGAUGGCGAACAGAAGCAGGGGCAGUACGGGGACGGAGGAGCGGGAGGGGGGGACGGAGUGUUUCAGUGGGAUGCUGGAGGCGGCGGGGCGGGGGGCGAGGGCAACGGUGGAGGCAGCGGCCGGCGGGUGCCUCAAGAGGGCGUAAUCCAGUUCAUUCGGUCGCAGGAGGGCGGGGCGUUCGGGCGCGUUUCGGUCCUCGACGCCAACGAGGCCGUUGAAAGUAUCCUUGACCAAGCCGUGUCGGCCGUCGACGCCUGGGUGUCUGCCGACCACCUGGCGGUGCACGGGCGCGGCUCCAGCUCUGACGGCGGGUCCACUUCGUCCGCCGCCCUUGCUGCCCUGCCGCCUAACGCCUUCGCGGUGACCCUCUUCUGCCUCGAGUCCAGGCUCGAGUCUCGCGCGGCGGACUUCCUGCCACAUGCUUUCCUGCUGUACCCUGACCGAGACUAUUGCGUGCUCACGCUUCCAUCGGUGGGCGCGGAGAGCGUACUGCUCCGGCACUUCUCUCCCGUGCCGGCUAGGCCGGGUUCCGCGUUCAACCAUGUCCUCUACGUGAUGCACAGUCACCGGGCGGGAGUGUCGCACCUCGUAGAAUGCUGGGGCGGAGCCGACUUGGUCAUGGCGGCGGUCAAAGACGCCGAUCAGCACCAAAACCAGGAACUGAUGGACAACCCGCCCUCGGCGGCGUUCGUGGCCACCAUGGGUCACCAGGUGGUCGGCGUGUUCGUCGCCAAUCGGGAGGCGUGUGGGGGCGACGAGGUGUCUCGCCUCCGGUCUCUGUUCGAGCUGGAAGACUUCAUCGCGUUCGAUCGACACCGGCCCAGGAACCAGGCCGUCAUGACGGCGCUGGCGCUGAACCCCAUCUUUGCUGGGCACUGCCGCUUUGCCCUGAAAGAGGUAAUGCGCCUCUACGACAAGUCCGUGAUCUACUGGUGCUCCACGCCCGGCUCCGACCUCCCCAAAUCCGUUCCCUGGCACAUGAUUCCCGUGAGGCCGCGCCACCAGAUGCAGCCACGGCCUGGAGACGUCGCCCCCACCUACACGGCAGGCGGGGGGCGGAAGCGAAUCGACCAUGAGCCGGCGGCGCUAUACUUCCUGUCGCGGCGUUUCGUUACCGAGCCGAAGGUCACCGCCAACCGCCGCGUCGUCGUAGUCGGGGCCUCGACUACCGCCCUCGCCUGCCUCGAAGGCCUGGCGUUCACUCCCUAUCUCAACAUCACCAGCCUUACCCUUGUGUCCCCCGACGGAAUACCCUCGGUCGCCACCGGAGCAGCCGAUGAAGCCGCCAAGCCUAUCGGAAGUGGUGGUUGUGGUGGUGGCGGCGGGGGGCAAGAUUUUGGUGGCGAUGGAGAGGGAGAGGGAGAGGCCGGAGAGUUGGCGGCGGCGGCGGCGACACUGUCCCCGGUCGACGAGGACGCGCCCGAUGCCGACCGGAUGGCUCGGAUGGGCUUGGAGCGGCAUGUUCGGGUCGUUAGAUCGCGCAUGGUCCACCUGGACCGCGAGAACGGCGCCAUCCUCCUCCCCGAUGGGUCCGUGGUGCCCUACGACGUCCUCGUGCUGUGUACCGGCCUGCAGGACGACACGUCGCGCCGCCUAGGGUUGUGGGCCCCCGGCCUAAACCCUUCCAGCCCGGGCGUCCCAGGCUUUAUCUCCCUGGACUCCCCCUUUCUUCGGGUGGACGUCGAGAAAGCCGUCGCUAAAGCCCCGCCGGACGCCGGCGUGGUGGUGUACGCCGUCGCCCUCAAGGCCCUCUGCGCAGUGCGAGGGCUGAUUGACAUGGGCGUGGCGCCGGGGAGGAUCUCGGUGGUACGGCCGUUGUCGGCUGGCUCGGCGGCAGCGGCGCCGAGGAUGGCAGACGUGGCCGUUUCGGCGGUAGACGACGAGGAGAAAGCGGCGCCCCCCGGCAGUACAACAAGAGGGAAAGGUGUGAAGUCGUCGUCGUCAACGUGGUCGCUCGGAGACGAGGCGGUCGACACCGCAGCGGUCGCCGCGGCGGCCCGGGCCGGAAUCAAUGACGCCGGCGAGCGCCGACUUGAGGGGGUGCGGGUGGACUCCGAGGGAGGCGUGGCGGCCGCAGUGUUUGCGGGCAAGGGCGUCGACGGUCGAGGUGGGGGUGACGCAAGCGGGCGGAAGCAGCGCCGGUCGAAAUCUCACGAAAAGGGUGAGAAAACCGGCGCUGCGAAGACGGCGGUGGUGGUGGCGGCGGCGGCGGCGGCGGCCGGGGAGGUGACGGACCGAAGGGGUGGCGGCGGCGGCGGCGGCGACAACCACUCCACGGGAGAGGAGCAAGAGGAGGGCGAAGAAGACGCCACGAGGAGCGACUUCCUUGCGUGCGGCCUGCUGCUGUGCGGGGACACGCCGAAUGUCGACCCAGACGUGUUUAGGGCGGCCAACAACAGCGGCCUCGUAUAUGACGGGCGCCUUGUCGUCGACCCGACGUUCAGGACCUCCGACCCCGCGGUGCUGGCGGGAGGAACCCUGACAAAGUUCUCGAGAGUGCACGGCUCGGGCGCGCCCCGGCACGAAAAGUUCAACGCGAGCGAGGUUGGCACCCAUCUCGCCUCGUGCGUGCGUCAGCAAAUCGACCCCCUCUCGCUCGCACAAAGCACAUGCGCCGACGACCCCGACGCCAUCGUCGACGGUUGCGGCUCCGAGCGCUACACUGAUGGCGGCGGCGGCGGCGGUUCACGCCAAGGAACGGCGUACUCCGGAGCCUCUCCUUUUGGCGCCCGAAGCAGCCCCGUUACCGCCCUAGCCCCAGCGCCUCGACUCCCGAUCUUCGAGAAACCUCGGUGCGUGAGCGGAAAGCUCCCGGGCGGGCUGUGGUACGUUCGCGCGACGCUGCCGCCAGCGGAUGAGUCGUCCAAGCGUCGAGGCGAAGGCACGGGCGGUGGUGGAGGCGACGUUGGCAGCGACGCGGAAGGCGGUGGGGAGAGCGAUGAUGACGGCCGCGGCGGAGAAGAAAAGCGCAGCAGUGCCUCUGGGGGGGGCGAUGAGGUCAAGUCUUUCACUACGGGAGCGAUCGUGGUCGGCGGUGGCGGUGGGGAGGACGACGACGACGGCGGUGCUGCCUCUGACGAGGGAGGAGGGGUCACGGGCCAGUACUGUUUGGUGCGGGUCGACUCGCUAGAUCGGGUGUGCGACGUCAUCUACUGCGGCCGGGAACCCGUGGAAGCGAAGAACCUCAGCAAGGUCGUAGGGGUGCAGCUGGGCUACCUCCAGGGCCUAGAAGCGGCGUUCGAGCGUGGAGGGAUUUCGAGCUGGAUCGAUUUCUUCCGGCAGGGCGCGUUGACACCUCUGUACCACGACCGUUUCCCCAUGCUCUCCGAGGAUCUGAGGGAGGCGUUUUCUGACGGGGACGAGGCGGCGGCGAACCUGCUGUCCGCCUUGAACAAGGGGAUCGACGACGGUAUGAACGACGACUGGCUGUCUCUAUCGAUCCGCAAGGCCGUUGGGCCCGGCGCUUGCGAGCUGCCUCCCUCCACGCGGAAAACGGCAGAGGCUCGUGCUCUGGAGUGGGUGAGGCGGAACCGUGGACUGCUACCGCAUUUGGCUUUGCCUGUGCCUCAACAACCUGCCUCUUCCGCUGCCGACGGGGUUGUUGGUCGUAGUGGCCCGGCCGUUGUGAAGGCCCGGGCGAGAUAG